AUGCAAGCGCUGGCAAGCGCAAAAAUAUAUGUACCUCUUCGUGUCCUCGCGCCGGAUUCUCGAGUCUCCCAUGCCAUGUUGUGGUCCAAGGCCAGGAAGCCAUUGUUUUAG
Messenger RNA from Podospora pseudocomata, 111 nucleotides. RefSeq lists its product as uncharacterized. Lineage: Eukaryota; Fungi; Ascomycota; Sordariomycetes; Sordariales; Podosporaceae. Bases 1 to 111 code for a protein of 36 amino acids. The transcript has a single exon. The record is from RefSeq and is a predicted model, not a curated record.